AAUGUAUACCAUAUGUUUGUGUUUUUGUGUGUCCUUCUAGCACCAUCUUUAUAAUGUAUACCAUAUGUUUGUGUUUUUGUGUGUAAAACUGCAAAAGAUUUCUGUGAGUGAAUUUUGUUAUGUGUGAACACGUGAGCUAGAAUUGCAAGCCAUAUAAAUUUCUUGUUAACAACGAGUCGACUCAGUAAUAAUACUAACGAGUGUUGUAGCAUAGUAAGCCAGUAAUCAAACUUUAGUAGAACCCGUAAUUGAGUCGAAACCGUAAAGUUAUAUACAUUAAUAUAGACGUGUCUCAUAUAAAAACUUAUUUUAUAUAGGGAAUAUAUUCAAAUAGUAAUAAGAUCAAUGUUAAACAUUAAUAUACCAACCGUGCCUCAUAUGAUACUUAGCCACCUAAAAGAGUAUUCACAUCAAACUGAUACGCCAGGGUAUGUUAGAGUUCUACCCUUCUUAUUAGUCAUCGUGAUCAAUAUGUUAUACUUUGGUUCAAUCUCAUGAUCAUCUUAAACAAUUAAACUUGAAAUCAAAAUAGUUUAGUUUACCUUGAUACUUUGGUUGGUAUCCAGCUCCUGUAUAUUGGUCAUUGCUCCAUGUCAUUGACAAUUCUCUUGCAGAUAACAUAAAUGAUUUUUUACCCGAACACUUAUCCAAUUAAAAUAUCUUAGAAUAAUAAACUAGGCAAUUAAAGUGCGUAGAAAACAUUCACUUUCAACAUCUUCCUAUGCACAACAUGUAACACCAUGGGUGACUAAACCUGAUGAUGGAUGUAUUUAGUAUUAAACUGGCAUUAAAGACGGACAUACACACCAAGCAGUAUAAUCUUAAAGUCCUAACAAACAGGGAAUCCUACUGUUCCGUGACUAGUUUUACACUUGAUUACCUUUCUAUGCACAGCCAUGUAAGACUAGAACCACUUAAUAUAGAAUUGUAAACAAAUAAUUAUAUCAUAACUAAGUUAGAGAAAUCAUCUGUUUGCAUAAACACACUAGUCACACCAGGCACAUCACUUAAAUGUAGCGCAGAUACACACCCAUAAAGACCGGUGCAUCAACAAAAUAAAAAAUGUACAACUAAAUGCAUAAUAAACAAUUAAGACCUCAAUUUUUUGCUUCAUAGUUUCAAUAUAACAGUACCUAAAAGUCAUAACUAUAACCUAUUGAAAAGAAAUAGAGGCAGAGAGUCGACACUCGCCGUUUAAGAGCACGCAACCAAACUCCUUCAGGAACCAAAGCAUAAUGACGGCCAUAAAACCCACCUCCAAAUUCUUAAUCUUCUCACGAUCCUCUUCCUUUUUCAGAUGGAGCAAAAUCUCUGACUCAGAAUCAUAAUUCGAAUACACUAUGUACAGAACACCUUCUACACGAUUAGCUUCAACUCCUGCAUCAAUCCACCACCUUUACUUCAAUAAAAGCAAACAUCAAAUUAAAAUUAAAAUUAAAAUUCAUAAGCUGCACCAUAAGACAUCCAAGAAAAAAAUUAAGCCAAUCAACCUCAAAUCCAAUGUCAAUUUGUCUUGACAAACUUAACGACAUCAAAGCAAAAGCAACACAUGAAAUCAAACCUAAUACAUCUGAUUUUCCAUUCACUUUUUUGUCAUAGAAACAUGAGUAAACAGAAGUUAGCAUCAGAACCAAAAACGCUAUGUGAGCUUUUAAUAUUAGACUCCUUGAUAGUUGGAAUUUCUUUGGGAGUAACACAAAGCUACACGUGAUGAAACUUACAAUUACGUAGAGAAAAAUCUUCAGUAAAUUCCAGUCUCCAAAUAGACGUUUGAAAGAGGAGCUUAGUGCGUAAGAGAGUAGUCCAGUUAUACUUGAUAUGAAUCCUGUAAAUCUCCAUAAUAAAGGGUGAUUUAAGAAGCUGUUAGUUGGGAUAUUUGGAAUCAUAUUUUUUUAUGAAUUAUUGUUGAGUGUGUAAUUUUACACAAGAAACUCAAAUGAAAUGGAACUGUCUAACAAUUAUUCUUGAACAUGUAUUAUUAGGAUGUCUUUUUUUUUUAUCUUUCCAUGUAAUGACGCGGAGAAACAGUGUCAUUGAACACUAGUGACAAAAUUUUCUAAUAUAUAUUGAAACUUUUCUUCUUUUAUAAUUACAUCUAUGAUCUAUCACUUUCAAUAAUUUUCUUCUCUGCGAUUUUCACACGUAAUCGAGAUUGAAAGUUUGGAACCUUUCUUUUAUUCAACGUUAUUUAUGAAACAACUACUUGAAAGUGAUAUAUGAAUCAUUAUUCAUAGUCAUACUAGAUGGGAACAAAAUCUGGUAACUAGAUUUUUCAUAAAGGUAAAUCUGUAUUUCUAAAAAGGGAAAUGAUAGAACAACUUAUUAGCGAAAGGUGUUCAUUAUGGUGAUUCUAGGUAGGGUGGCUGUUAUGGAUCCGCCAGAAGUUCUAAUAACAAGACCGAUCUAAUUCGGGAGGGUUCAGUCCAAUACACUCUCAUAUAUAUCAAAUUGAAAGUAGAUUGUAUCACAUGUAAAUUUGGAUAUAUCUUACAGAGGUUAUGUUGGCCAAGCUUAGUGCGGAUAUGUUGAACGAUCAAGUCAAUUGCUACACGAUUAUCUCCCCCACGAGACAAUAAAUGCGGUAGGAGUAACGAUUGUAAAGUAGACAUUCAAUUCAUAAAGAUUAUAAAUUGUGUAGCAAGCAUGGAUAAUGGUGAAGAUGCUGAUGAUGUCGGGAGGAACAAUGGUAGUUAUGUGGAUAAUGAAGAAGGAAAAGAGGAUUUGGAUGAUUACAAAGAUAUAGGUGAAAUCUCAGAUGAUGAUAUAAGAGAUAUGAAAUUUGAAUCAGAGAAAAAAGCUUGUGAGUUUUAUGAAACAUAUGCAGAAUAUCAUGGGUUUGCGGUAAGAAGAGAUGAGAUUGACCGUGAUUUCAAAAAAAAUAUUAUUAUGCGCCAAUUAGUUUGUAAUAGAGAGGGGAAAAGACAUAAGAAACAUAUGUUAAGGGUGGAUCGACAUAGGGGGCCAAGGCCAAUCACUCGAACAGGUUGUCUUGCUCGGUUACGUGUGGCAUAUGAUGUAGUGACUAGAAGUUGGAGAGUUGUUGCAUUUGAAUCCGCUCAUAAUCAUAAGUUAACUCCACAGCGGUUUGUUCAUUUUAUUCCUAAGUAUCGUCGACUGAGUGAAGCUGAUAAAGCGCUUGUUGAUGGCUUGCAUACAUGUGGUGUUAGAACAUGUCAUAUUUUGGGUUUUAUGUUGGGUCAGAAAGGUGGUCAUGAAGAUUUGGGAUUUAUCAAGAAGGACCUAUAUAAUUAUUUUAGUAAUGGAGCCAAGGCUAAAAGAGAAAAUGGAGAUGCUUUUGCUGCUUUGUCUUAUUUACAAGCUAAAGCCGACAAUGAUCCGAUGUUUUUUUCGAAGUUUACCACAACAGAGGAUGGCCGUCUACAAAAUUUAUUUUGGUCAGAUGGAACUAGCCGAUUUGACUUUGAAUGUUUUGGUGAUGUGGUUGCAUUUGACACGACCUACAAAAAGAACAGGUACAACAAACCCUUUGUUAUUUUUUGUGGGUACAAUCAUCAUGGUGAAACUACAAUAUUUGGGUGUGCUUUAAUUUCAGACGAAAAGACAGAGACAUAUAAGUGGGUUUUAAAUGCCUUUUCUGAAGCAAUGUUCCAUAAAUGUCCAAAUGUAUUUGUUACUGACGGAGAUGGUGCGAUGCGGGAAGCUAUUAGAGUUGAAUUUCCAAAUGCGUCACAUCGCCUCUGUUUAUGGCAUUUACAUCAAAAUGCUAUUGAGAAUGUCAAGAAUUCAAAGUUCCUAGAAGAGUUUAAGUCAUUGAUAUAUGCUAACUAUACCCCCGAGACAUUUGAAGAUGUGUGGAAGAGGAUUAUUGAUGAUAAUGGUCUAUCAGAGAACAAAUGGGUUAAGAAAACUUAUGAAAUAAAGAAAAUGUGGUCGAGUGCGUACAUGCGAGACACACUUUUUUGUGGUAUAAGAACUACAUCAAUGUGUGAAGGUAUCAAUUCAUUUAUCCAGGGGUAUGUGGACAAUAAAAACAGUCUUGUGGAUUUCAUGCAUAAUUUUGAAAGAGCUUUGAAAGAAUACAGACAUAACGAAUUAUUGUCUGAUUUUAAGUCGUUCUAUUAUGAACCCGUGUUGACAAGUGCUUUAGAAGGAAUUGAGACUGGAGCAUCAGAGAUAUUUACAUGUAAAAAAUUUAGGGAUGUUAAAAAUGAGAUAGAAGGUGCAGCUGCAUUGAAUAUCAUUGACAGAAUUGAGAUUGGUAAUAACGUGACAUUGAAGAUGAAUAGAUUUUGCAAUCCAAAUUCUGAAUUUUCAGUUUCUCUUGAGAAGACGGAGACUGUAUUUUUAUGUGAUUGUCGACUGUUUGAACGUUUAGGAAUUCCGUGCUCUCACAUUAUUUGUGCCAUGAGGCAUGAGCAUAUGAAUAUGUUUCCAAAAAGUUUGAUUUGUAAGAGAUGGACUAAAUCAGCCAAGGAUGAUCACAUUGCGUCGGUGUUUUCUGAAGAAAGUGAUUCUGAAAAGUUGUUCAUGUUUCGUAGAGGCGCAAUGUCUGCUGCAUUCAACACUUUGUGUGAUGUUUCUUGUAAAGAUUCGGGUUCAUAUAAAGAGGCUCUAGAAGGAGUUUACAAAUUAUGUGAAAAUAUAAAGAAGCGUCAUGAAGUAAAUGAUAAACGAAAGUCUAAUCCAUCGGUUAUUGGUGAUCCUGUAGAGGCUAAAACAAAAGGUGCCCCUCAUAAGAAAAAAAAAUUGUGGAAGACAAAAGGUGCUAUUCGUAAAGAAAAAAAGUCAUGGAAGUCAAGACAGUGUUCUCAUUGUAAACUACCAGAUCACACAAAACGGAAGUGCCCGGUACUAGCUGCACGUGAUGAUUUACAUCAGGUUGACGAUAAGGUUUCAUCCGACCAAUCUAUUGAUGAAUCAAUGAAUUUUAAUGUGUCCAUAGGUCAUAGUAUCAAUGACGACAUAGACUCCCUAAAAGUCUCAAAUAAAAACAAGGGUGUAGAUAACGCUCGUGGUAGUAAACAAAAGGGAAAAGGUGUCAAUGUUGCUUUUUCAACACAAGACUCUAUCAAUAAAAUAACUUCUAAACAAGUUGAAAAAGAGAAAUCUAGUGGACCAAAGGUAAACAUGGCGGAUACAAAUGGACAAACUCGUCCAACUAAUGUUAUGGGACAUGACUCUCCUAUCAAAAUGGAAAGUUUUAAUGCAACGUGGCACAAUGGUGUGGGAUAUGGUACUCAUUAUAAUGGGGUUUCGAAUCAAAGUGUAUCAAUCUUUCCCCAAUUUGUUCCAAAUCAAGGUGCAUUGGUUCGCCCUCAAUUUAUUCCAAAUCAAAGUUCAUUGAUUUUCCCCCAAUUCGUUCCAAAUCAAAGGGCAUCAAUUUUCCCUCAAUUUCCAUUAGUAGACAACUUCACAUCACAUUCAAAUUCUCUUUUAUAUAACAGAUCACAUAAUAUUCCACAUAGUACGCAUUUUAUGGGCACAUUGAAGGAGAUGGAACAUUCUGCAAAGUUCACUAGAAACAAAGGUGAAAAUGAAGAUUCCAAACCCACAAAUCGCAAUCGGUGAGACAGUUUGGUUACAUCGUUUUGACCACUUCUGCUGGCAUCAUGGAUCACGAAGAGGCUAGGAGGAAGAAUGUUGGUGGCAAGGUCCUUGGCUUCUUCUACUGAGUGUUUUUGUGAUUUCAACCGGAUGUAAUGGAGGAUCCUAUUUCAAUAGUAAUUGCAGGAGCUGUUUUUGUGAUGUGAUUUAUUUUAUUUUGGGAAACGUAGUUGGUCAGUAUAAUUUAUCUGAUUUCUUCUAUAUAUUUUUGAAUUUACCGAAAUGUAUUGGCAUACUUGUUUUGAUUGGCAAAGACAUUUAUUAAAAGUUUUGAGCAUUAGAGUUGUUUGAA
This is a messenger RNA of Vicia villosa (hairy vetch), 5857 nucleotides long. Its product is annotated as protein FAR1-RELATED SEQUENCE 5-like. The record is from RefSeq and is a predicted model, not a curated record. Lineage: Eukaryota; Viridiplantae; Streptophyta; Magnoliopsida; Fabales; Fabaceae. The transcript is spliced from 8 exons. Gene Ontology annotation, molecular function: zinc ion binding. The coding region runs from base 2644 to 5529 and encodes 961 amino acids.